Capsella rubella is the source of this 1880-nucleotide messenger RNA. RefSeq lists its product as uncharacterized. Lineage: Eukaryota; Viridiplantae; Streptophyta; Magnoliopsida; Brassicales; Brassicaceae. The record is from RefSeq and is a predicted model, not a curated record. Gene Ontology annotation, molecular function: glycosyltransferase activity. The transcript is spliced from 3 exons. Bases 290 to 1768 code for a protein of 492 amino acids.
UCUCUUCUCUCUCCUCUACUUUUCCCUUUCUCCUCUUCCAAAGAAUAGUAUGCUAACGUCUCUCUCGCUCUAUUUUCAUACUCUGAUCGAACUUUACAACUAUACCCAGAAAACGUCUUUCUCUCGUCUACGACUUGAUCUCUCUUUCUCUUCCCUUACGUAUUCAAGGAGAUAGAUAGAAAAAUUCGGUUUACAAAACAAAAAAGGUUCACUAUACUCCUCUGCAGACGUCUCUCUCUCUCUCUCUCUCAGUGUUCUUCAUCUAUGUGACUUGAAUAACAAGUGAACGAUGAGGCAGAAUCUGAAAAAAGUAGCACAGAUCAAAGUAGACGAAUCUAAAAAGCUGUUUCCUUAUGUCUUGGGGUGGAAAAGUUCUUGUGGGAAUUGCGCAAAGAGAUCAAAGCCUAAGCUUAUCUAUCUUCUUAUCUUCUCUCUUAUCUCAAGUUGCUUCGUCUUUGCCCCUCAGCUCCUUUAUUUCCCUUACCCCUCUGCUCUGUUUCUUAUCGAUUCUUCAAUUAAAGAGAUUGAUAAUCGGGUUUCCGAAAGCAAUAUAGAAUCACCUAAGACCUCGCAAAAUGACGAGAGCAUAUCUUGUGACAGAACCGGGUAUCGUACAGACAUCUGUUUCAUGAAAGGCGAUAUCAGAACACACUCUCCUUCCUCCAUCUUUCUCUACACCUCUAAUGAUCUCACCGAUCACGUCUUGCAAGAAACCAUCAAACCGUACACCAGAAAGUGGGAAACUAGUAUAAUGGACACCAUUGGUGAGCUGAAACUUAUGGAAAAAGAUGCUAAGCUUUCUGGUGACAAGCAUAAAUGCCAAGUAAUCCAUGAAGUACCAGCAGUGAUAUUCUCUACCGGAGGUUAUACCGGAAACCUCUAUCAUGAGUUCAACGACGGGCUUAUCCCAUUGUAUAUAACAUCUAAACGUUUCAACAAAAAGGUUGUCUUUGUGAUUGCUGACUAUCACAGGUGGUGGGAGAUGAAGUAUGGAGAUGUUCUCUCUCAGCUCUCUGAUUAUCCUCUUAUUGAUUUCAACAAAGACAAGAGAGCUCACUGCUUCAAGGAAGCCAUUGUUGGCCUCAGAAUCCAUGGUGACUUAACCGUCGAUCCUUCUCAGAUGCAAGAUGGCAACACAACCAUCAAUGAGUUCAGAAAUGUACUUGAUCGAGCCUAUAGACCUCGAAUCAACAGAUUGGACAGGCAAGAGGAGCAACGGUUCCACGCGAGAGUAGCAAAGAGAAGAAAGGCUCAGAGGCCAAAACUAGCAUUGUUUUCAAGAACCGGGUCUCGUGGUAUAACAAACGAGGCUCUGAUGGUGAAAAUGGCUCAGAGGAUCGGGUUUGAAGUCGAGGUUCUGAGACCUGACAGAACAACGGAAUUGGCAAAGAUUUACAGAGUGGUUAACUCAAGCAAUGUCAUGGUUGGGGUACAUGGAGCAGCCAUGACGCAUUUUCUAUUCAUGAAACCUGGAGGUGUCUUUAUUCAAAUCAUUCCACUGGGAACAGAUUGGGCAUCAGAAACAUAUUAUGGAGAACCGGCUAAGAAGCUCGGUCUAGACUACAUUGGUUAUAAGAUUCUUGCAAGAGAGAGCUCAUUGUAUGAAAAAUAUGAUAAAAAUGAUCGAAUUCUAAGAGACCCAAACAGCAUCACUCGCAAAGGAUGGCAAUUCACGAAGGGGAUAUACCUGAACGACCAGAAAGUGAGGUUAGAUCUCCAUAGAUUCAAGAAGGUUUUGGUUGAUGUGUAUGCAAAAUCGAUUAGCUGACCUGAAAUGGGUUUUAAUUUUUGUUGUUGUUGCUGUAUAGUCUGCACAAACUACAGAAAUUGCAGAGUUCUUUGUAAAGAUAUAAAUGAAACUAAAUGAACUCAAUGAUUCA